Molecule: messenger RNA, 1344 nt
Organism: Rodentolepis nana
Lineage: Eukaryota; Metazoa; Platyhelminthes; Cestoda; Cyclophyllidea; Hymenolepididae
Source: the annotation of a GenBank genome assembly
AUGCCUCACUCGCCACUUUCCGAGCAUGACCAACGCGUGGAUUAUUUUUUUGUGCCUGAUCUGCCUCGCGCAUGCCGACGAGAAUCCCGGCAUUAUGCUACCGAGUGGAUCAAACACUACGACUACUGCUUUGUCAUUUUUGCUUGUUUGUUGCAGCCUGGAGGAAUAUUGCAUUUGUCUUUCGUCUUCACUACCAUAGAUGGUGCACUAGCAGAUGGACAUGAAUGCGACUUUUUUGACACUUGUGAUCCCUUCUUUAGGAUCUGUGUCAAAUCCGAUAGCAAUGGAGAUUGUGACCUCUUCAAGGCCACAACCCCAGCGAUUAAAAAUGUUUUCAGUGUGGCUUACAAGGGCGACUCGGCUUUUCAGUUCUCCUUCCGACCGCCCACGAAUGCAAUCAUUUUGCAACAUUAUUUAUCCUCUUUCUUUUGGCAGAAAAUUUAUGUACUAAUUGAAGCCUGGGAAUAUGAUGUUGUUACCAACUUUGAUUACAUUGGUCGGGUUCAGGGUAGCUUUUUCAUCCACAAUAUCACAAGUCUAUACACACCACUCAAGCUCGAGCGUGCUAAAACCAUCUUCCUGAACAACUUCAAGAUUGAGGCUUCAAUGCGAAAAGAAUGCAAUCCCAACUACUUUGGCCAAAUAUGUCAGUAUCAUGCAAUGGAAUCUGGUUUAGAUUCAGCUAUUCACCAAGCGGCAAUGGAGUUACCGACUAAAAGCACCAAAACCACUACUUCCGCUCCUGAAGCAAGUGCACUUUGUGCUCGUGCCAGUAUAAUAAUAGGGUCCGAAGUUUGCUUAAAUCACGGAACCUGCCAUGACAACAUCGACGGAGUCGGUUAUGCCUGCCGCUGUCAACCAGGCUACACUGGAACAAGGUGUGAACGUCGGGAUCUUUGCCACAACAUCACGUGCAACGGUCAAGGCAAAUGCGAGAAUUUCAAGGAAACUAGGGAAACUUUUGUAUGCAAAUGUAAUCCCGGAUGGAAGGGUGUUCUCUGUGAAAUACAAGAGCCAAGUGCUUGUGAAUUGGCCUUCCAGAGAUUGCCUAAAGACCAACUUUCCAUUUGUUUGCAUGGUGGACAAUGUGUUGAGAAUGUGAACCAGUUUGGAGCCAAGUGCCAAUGUGAAGUUGGAUGGACUGGGGAGAGGUGCGAAACACACUUCACUCAGACCACAACUUUCAUCGCCUCAGUAGUUCUCAUUCCACUGUUUGUGAUAUCUGCGCUAUUCUGCACAUAUUUCCGUAAAAACGUUAGUUUCAAAAUAACAAAGAAACAAACGAAGCCUAAUAUUGAAGUCCAUUAUGGCUCUGACGAUCCCUACUCGAGAAUACCAUUCUAG